Molecule: messenger RNA, 2202 nt
Organism: Mycotypha africana
Lineage: Eukaryota; Fungi; Mucoromycota; Mucoromycetes; Mucorales; Mycotyphaceae
Exons: 6
Coding region: 1-2202 (733 amino acids)
Source: RefSeq, a predicted model, not a curated record
AUGGCGUUUCCUGUGGGUGCUGUUGCCAUACUUCUGUUAUCAUCCUCUUGGCACACUGUAAAAGUCAUGUUUCGUGAUCAAGCAACUUGUUACAGUUUACUUCGGAAAGUGACAAAAAAAGAACAUAUGACCGAUAUAAUUGGAAAUAGACAAAAAGAGAAUAUGAAAACGGUCAAUUCGUCAGUAAAUCAACGUCAACGUCCUGUUCGCAUUGGCUGUUACUCAGCCUUUUGGGGUGAUUCUACUGCUGCAGCUCGUCAGCUUGUCAAGCAGGAAGGGAAAAACCUUGAUUAUCUUGUAGCUGAUUACUUGGCGGAUCUUUCAUGCAGUUUUUGUAGGAAAGGGAAAAAGCUGCUCAAUGUUCUGAUAAGGUCAUUCUAUCCUUUACUAUGCCUAGAAAUCACAAUGGGUAUUUUGGCAGCUCGUAGGCAACGUCGGCUCUUGUCAGGAAAACAAUCGGACAAAGGCACAGAUUAUAUUGCAGAAUUUCUUACCCUCGUGCUAUCAAAAAUCUUGCCCGACAUUGUUAAGAAUGGUACCAAGGUGAUCACUAAUGCGGGUGGAUUAGACCCUAUUGGUUGUAAAGAAGCUAUCGAACACUUGCUGAUCAAGAUGAAUAUACAGAAUGUAAAAGUAGCUGCUGUCUUUGGUGACGAUAUCCUGAAUCAGAAGGACGACCGUACAUUACGUGCUUUUUCAGAUAUCCACUCUUUUUCUCCUCUAUCAGCAGUCAAUCAUACACAAGAAUCAGAUCGCUUACCUGACAAAGAUGAACCUUUAUUAUCAUUGAAUGCUUAUUUGGGCGCGCAAGGCAUUGUCUCCGCCUUGGAAGAAGGUGCGCAAAUUGUCGUCACAGGACGCGUGGUAGAUUCAGCUUUGGUGACCGGUCCUCUCAUCUACGAAUAUGGAUGGCAUGAGCAAAAGACGCCAGACUACUACGACCUACUGGCCUCAGCUUCUCUGGCGGGCCAUAUCAUUGAAUGCGGUUGUCAUGCUACCGGUGGCAAUUUCACAGAUUGGCAAUUAGCUGCUCAAUCACCCUUUGGAGGUUACGCCAACAUGGGCUAUCCUAUUGUUGAAUUUGAUUCAUCAGGCACUUUUGUCGUCACCAAACCAGAAAAGACGGGUGGGCUGGUUUCUGUCGGGACUGUCUCGGAGCAGAUCUUGUAUGAAACACUUGAUCCGGCUCUUUAUUUGCUACCUGAUGUGAUUUUGGAUAUGCGUCAGAUCAAGUUGACUCAAACCAGUAAGAAUCGCGUUCUUGUUGAAGGAGCGAAAGGAUCAAAACCUACGCCUUAUCUUAAGUGUUCAGGCAUCUUUUUGGAUGGCUGGAAGAUUUCCGGUGAAUUAUUAAUUGGUGGCGUAGAUGCAAAAGCAAAAGCUCAAGCAGUCGGUGAGGCUGUUAUCAGACGUGUCCAAGGCAUGUACAAAGAGCUGGGAAUCCCUGACUUUAGGGACUAUAAUAUAGAAGCUAUUGGUGGCGAAUCUCUCUUUGGGCCGCAUGCCAGAACGGGUGAUUCUCGAGAAGUUAUGUUAAGGCUGACUGCACAUCAUGACGAUCCUAAAGCAUUAGGACUGGUAGCUCUAGAAUUGAUACCUUCAGCUACUUGUAUGGCGCCUGGAAUUACUGGCGGAGGCUCUGGUGGUCGACCUAAAUCCAUCCCUAACAUGGUUCAUUUUCCUAUGUUGAUACCGAAAUCCCAAGUCAAAACCCAAUAUAUUGUAGGAAAGGACACCAGCAACGUUCGUACCGCUCCAUGGACAUCCUGGAAUACGGAAGCCAGUUACAGUAAUCCAGCUUCAGUAGAGGCGAUCCCUGAAGCCGUCAUCUCAAACAUGGACGAUAUGGUCAAGACUCCAUUGAUCCAUGUUGCUUAUGGACGCAGUGGCGACAAGGGCGAUGUUUGUAAUAUCGGCAUUAUUGCACGCGAUCCGAAAUACUUGCCCUAUAUCAAACGCUCUAUUACCGCAAAUGUCGUCGCCAAUUAUAUGAAGCAUCUUUGCAAAGGGUCUGUUACACGCUUUGAAUUACCAGGUGCUCAUGCUUUCAAUUUCGUCUUGACACAUUCAUUGGGUGGUGGUGGCUUGAGCUCUUUGAUGGUCGAUAGACAAGGCAAGACAUAUGCUCAACUCUGCUUGAGCGGAUUGUACGUAGAAAUACCUUCAUCCAUGCUGCCUUUAGACGCGUCAUCCAAGUUGUAA